AUGCAACAACAACCACCGCAUCAAGAUGAUCACGCAGGAAAUGAUGAUGGAUCAUCCACUUCCAUUCAAGAAGGAGAUCCAACAGCAACACUAUCAUCAUCUGCUUCGGAUCAAACCUCAACAUCGGAACUUGCUCUCACUGAGGAAGAAAAUCAAAUUGUUUAUACCACGACAAGCCUUGUGCUGCGAGCCAUUGAUUUAAAGUACCGUAUUUUAAAUUUAGCGAAUUCACAGAUCAGUGAUAAGAUUAUGAAUACGAUUCAAGAUGUUUUGAAUGGAUAUGUUCGUAUCGAGUCGUUGACUGCAAUUUGGGAAUUAAAUUUGGCACAAAAUUCAAUUUCCAUAUUGCCAACAUGUUUAACAAUGUUUACAAGAGUAGAACGUGUUUUUUUGAAUGAAAAUCAAUUAUCAAGCAUUCCAGAAGAUGAAAUUUUGACAAAAUUAGUGAAUUGUAAAAUAAUAUCUUUUUCAAACAACUUGUUAACAAACUUUCCCAUCAACAAUCCUUUUCCAAAAUAUUCACUUACAAAAUUAACUCUUUCCAAUAACCAAAUACAAUUCUUACCUAAAUACAUUGGAGAGUGUGUAAAUCUAGUUGAAAUUGAUCUAUCUCACAACAACUUGAAGACCAUUCCAAAAGAAAUUGAAAAUUGUAAAAAACUCAUGCGAUUAUUCAUUGAUCAUAACCCUCUAAUCUGCUUACCGUACGAACUACGGAAUCUUUCAAAAUUAAGAACCUUUCGUUGUGAUUCAUUCAACAUUGAAGAACGAAAAAGAUUUUACCAAAAGAUGUGUCUGAAACAUGACAGCACCUUGUUAGAAUUUGCAAAAAGAUUUAUUGUAAACUCAGAUCAUCAAUUAUGUCAUGGAAAAUGUUGUCAAGUACAACAUGAUGAAGAAUCAUCUCCCAUGCGAGACAUUCAUGACAUGGACAUGAGCGAUGAUGAUCAUGUUGGAGCAAUUACUAUUGCUUCAUCGACGACAAGUGUUUCUUCAUCUCGUAACAAGGAAACGUCUUUUGAAUGUUCUUCCUCACAACAUUUCAAAUUGAAUUUUGAUCUAUUGAAAGCUCAUUACAAAUCUACUGUUCCCAAACAUUUGUUGGAUGACCUUAUUGAUCACACACGAAUGAAUUGUUGUUCUACUUGUAAUCAAUUCAUGUCUCAAAACACAGGUAUUAACUUUAUUGCAUUAUCAAAACUUCCAACCAAGAGCAAACAUCAACUUGAGCAAAUUCCAUUGUUUUGUAGAGCUUGUAGCACAGAAUGCUUUUCUAACUUUCCAAAUAAAAUUAUUUGA
This is a messenger RNA of Naegleria lovaniensis, 1299 nucleotides long. RefSeq lists its product as uncharacterized. The record is from RefSeq and is a predicted model, not a curated record. Gene Ontology annotation, molecular function: protein binding. The transcript has a single exon. The coding region runs from base 1 to 1299 and encodes 432 amino acids. Lineage: Eukaryota; Heterolobosea; Eutetramitea; Acrasida; Naegleriidae.